Messenger RNA from Plasmodium vivax (malaria parasite P. vivax), 1182 nucleotides. RefSeq lists its product as hypothetical. The transcript has a single exon. The coding region runs from base 329 to 1174 and encodes 281 amino acids. The record is from RefSeq and is a predicted model, not a curated record. NCBI's taxonomy places the organism in Eukaryota, Apicomplexa, Aconoidasida, Haemosporida, Plasmodiidae.
AACUAAAUGCACAUUUGUCCCAUUUAAUGCUCCGCACAGUUACCACAGCGGAUGGUACAUAAAACAUAGCGGAAUGGAAUUUUUUGUAAACAUGAGAGAGCUUUCUCGCUGUGCGUAGUUGUCCCAAUUGUGCUUCCCCCUUCUAGCCGCUCCCUUUUUCCCUCCCGCUGCUUGCACACACUAACCGCGAGCACUGCGGCGGCGUAACUAGCGCAACGGGCGACAGAGAAGCUUCCAAUUUGUCCAGCUUUUCCCCUAUCAGAGUUGUUCGCCCUGUUAAAAUUGACAAUAAUAAGUAAAGGGUGAGCGCCACACAGGUGUAUGUUGUAUGGUGCACGGUGUAACGCAGGCAAAGAGAGUCCUGAGCUACACUACUCACCCGCGACACUCCAACAUGGAGGACUUCCUAACCAAGCUGAAGAAAAUAUCCGAGCAGUACAACAACCUGCUGCUGGAAAAGAAGAUAAUCGACAAGCGGAUCGCGAACAUCGGAGAGAACAUACGCAAGUAUGAAGAGACGAGGGAGAAGUCCCUGGAGGACGUGGAGCUGAAGAAAAACCAGCUGUUAAAGAACAAAAAUAAACACAUAAUCAUGUGCCAGAAAAUGGAACAGCUAAACGGAAAGCUGAACGAAAUACUCAUAAGAAAGCAAAGCAUAGAUGAUGAUGAAGAAAAAAAAGUCAUAAACAAACAAAUCCACACAGUUAACAACACAUACGUUUUGCUCAAGCAUGUCCAAAAUUUAAAUGACGCAAUGCUCAAGGACGAAGGCAAUCGCUACUAUAAGUUAAUUACAGAAAAUAUACAUAGCAAAAGCUUCAGCAAUAGGAAAACGCUGAACAUACUAAACAGCUUCUUGCGCAAAAGUCGGGCCAACAUCCAGGAGAGGGGCAGCGAAGGGGCGAAGUCCUCAACACCCCCCGCCGCUAUCCACUCCGCAAAUUAUUUUAAAAUCAUUCAAACGAACGACAUUGUCCAAAAGCUGCUGGACCUCUUUUCGGGAGACCACACCGCCCUAACGAUCGAUAAGCAGCAAUUCCUGUUUGUCCUCCUGAUGAACGUUUUGCGCAAAAUCGCCUGCGCCAGCGAAAUGGCCAUUCCUCCUGAGGACUGCAACUCGAGGCACCACGUGAUUUACAAUUUUCUGCACAACAAGUAUAUACUCCACUUGUGAGUCAUCCG